Messenger RNA from Trematosphaeria pertusa, 4893 nucleotides. RefSeq lists its product as uncharacterized. Gene Ontology annotation, cellular component: mediator complex. Gene Ontology annotation, biological process: regulation of transcription by RNA polymerase II. The transcript has 3 exons. Lineage: Eukaryota; Fungi; Ascomycota; Dothideomycetes; Pleosporales; Trematosphaeriaceae. The coding region runs from base 1 to 4893 and encodes 1630 amino acids. The record is from RefSeq and is a predicted model, not a curated record. Gene Ontology annotation, molecular function: transcription coregulator activity.
AUGGAAUUUCUCAAGACCUGCAAUACCAAUGCGCAAGCUAUCGGCGACUUUGAAGCCAUCAUCUUUCAAGCCUUCUCUGCCACCCGCAAUCCCCCUCGCACCUCCUCGAGAAUCUAUGACUGGAGCCCAACGGACGAUAUACGCGAGGCGGAAGCUGAACUACGGAACGAGGAGCAUCUGGUCGUGCAGGAUGUGUCGAAGCCCUCCUGGCUUUGGCUUUUCCGGCCGACAACCGCCGACCAGGCGGGCCAAAAGCCGCCAGACCUGCCGGUACUUGAGGGAUACCUCUUCCAGCGUGAACAAUAUGGCAUCAUGAAGGCUUCGGAUCUAGCUCGACCGCCGAUGAGAAACGCGAAUUUGAACUCGAAUUCAUCCGGCUCUACAAACUCCCCGUUGACGCCUGGGCCCGCGAAAGGUCUUCAGCCUGGAGGUGGACGCCUCGCGCAGGGCACCGCUCAAGCUAAUAAUACUGCGGACCAGCAGCAGUACGAUAGUUUCGCCAUCUAUGACCUAUUCACGUCUUCAGUCGUUGCUUUGAUAUCUUUCCAUCUGGUGAAGGACUACAAGGCGGUUGCGCUGAACUACAGAACCUUCAUAUCGAAGCCUACAGCUGAGCAAGACUCCGAAGACGGCGACUCCAAGACCUCAGCGGUCCCUCAUUGGUUGACUAAUGUAAAUGUUUAUUGGGCUAGCUCAGGUACGCUUGUUGUAUCAACAUUCUCCCUGAGUAAGCCUGAAAUUCACUGUUUGGACGAGGUUGCGACAGAGGACGAGCAAAAUCAUUUGCUUGGUAAAUGCGUCCGUAUUGCCCCAAACGGUAUACUAGCCAAAGUUGCAAGCUUCGACGAUCCCCUCGAUGCCACCACGGACGACAUCAACCAAAGGUUCCAACGGAAGAGAGCCAGAAUCGCUCAAGCAGAGCAGGGCAUAGAGAGGUGGAAAGCUACCGUCAAACGCUGGUUGGGCUGGAAAGGCUACUCACUACCCAACCUUGCUGAUUGGAACUCUUGGGUCAAGAUCCGGAUCUCGCAAUGGGGUCAUAUUGCUACCCCCAGCCCGGUCCCCAAUCAAGCCCGAGACAUAUUGUGGCCUCGCGCAUUAUGUUUCUACUACAGCGAUCUAACUACAGAAAGCCAUAUAGAGACAAGUCAAGGGAACACGUCAAGCCAGGCAGAUAGAGCCCUGGAAUGGUUCGAGACGUCUGACUCGUCUGGAUUCAGAGAUCCUAUUGACUUGGCCCAGCAAUGGUUCCUAGGGAAGCCCGAGCGGGACAGGGUCACAGAAGCCCGUCGACGAGCAAAAAAGGCGGAAGAAGAUGCUACGCGAAUCAAAGAGGAGAAUCACGGACUAUUUCCGUCAUCCCCGCUGAAUGCUCGCACCGGAACCUACGGUGAUCUCCAAGCAGUCAGCGGGGUCUACCCGACGCCUCCUGAUGGGAUUCUUCCAGGGACCGCAGUUUCCAGCGGCGACACUCCGACCGUGUCUGGCGCUGCGACGAACAUCAUUCUUGCGCCCGGUGGUAGCAAUCCUGCAAUCAAUCUUUCCGCGCCACAAGAGCCUACUCAUGCCGAAGGGCAUCAACAACCUCUUACAUCCCCGGGGUUUGCGGCGCCUUUCGAUCAUUACCACUCGGGUGGCGGGAACGAUGAUCUUUUCGAAGACAUGGACGAAGAUGGUUUCGAUGGCAAUGACGUAACAGAUGCUGACUUCAACUUCUUCGACGAGCCUGACGGUGAAGAUGUGGAUAUGCUGGAUGCUCCAAAUGGCGGCGAUAGCAAGCCGACGCCCGGAAAGCAGCCAGCAAACGAGAACUCUGUACCACUUAUUCCAGAGCCGGAGAUCAAGGAAGAAUCGUCAGAUCUAAUGGAUGCCUUGGAUAACGCUCUCGCCACAGCAUCCGGUCAGACAGAGACAGGGGAUCGAGACAUGAAGACGGAGCAGCACAUAAAAAAAAAACCAGCUGCAGACGCUAAGCAAGCAGCGCCGGUCUUGAUGCAGCCCACAGUCUCCCUGAGUCAAGCCAUCAAUCCGGUAUCAAAGGAGCCUACACCACCUCUGAGUCCGCGUUUCAUCGAGAAAGCUCUCCUACCCUCUCCAAAGAACAAACUUGCUCCACAAACUCCGCAUAAGCAAGUGCCUGUUCACCAUCGGGACAGCAUCUUCAACCCACUCAGCUUCAAUCGGAAGAUGAGCCUCUCGGAUUCGAAGUAUCAAGGCGGUCGUUUCAGUUUUCCUUCCGAAAAGGUCAAAAUGGACGACGACAAAGAUCAACAAGCCCCUCGCCGCCCAAAGAGCCUUCGCGAUCUUCCACUACUCACGAAGCUUCGAUACGCUAUCGGGGUGGCUUCCACUAAAGGCAUUCCUGAAGUAUCUUCGCUAGCCCGCGAAGACAGUGAUUUGUCUGACACGUCAAGCGAGACUUCUUCGUUGGCUGAUGAGGACAUGGAUGAAGACAUCUCCAUAGGACCUAUAUCACUCCCGGGAGGAAUGAUUAUACCAGCAAAACGGAAGCUACCGACUGAAGGCAAUGCCACGCCAUUGUCGGCGACGUCGUUCGGCUCCUUUGGCGGAGAAUCUCAAGACAGUGCUGCUCUUCAGGUCGAUGAAGUCGCCUUAACCGCCUUGGAGCCUACUUCUUGGGAUUGGUCAUUAGUGAACGUACCACCUCCGACAGAGGUAUCAGCAAGCGGCUCACGCUACAGCAUUCCUUCGUUCUCUCCAAUACUUCCGUCAAUGCCGAACACGCCAACCUCACAACCAGACCUUUCCUUAGAGCCACUAGACGAGAGACCCCUAAGCGGAAAGGACAGUAUCGCGGUGGCUCAGAUAGUCACCGAUCAAAUCGUUCCGGCGACAUUGGAUAUACUCCAAGAGUGCCCACGUCAUGGAGUUGAGAUGGAAUCGACGCCGUCACCUUCCGAAAGCAAGUGGCAGGCUGCCAUAAAACACAUUUUCUCCAAAGCGACCGAGUGCAAUGUGACGGCGCUUGCUUCAGUCUCUGACGUAUUCCCGGACCUACCACCGCAGGCAAAAGGGCAACAGAGGCCUCCGCCGCGUAUGCCAAAUGAAGGGCCUGCCACGUUAGGACAGCAUUUGCAUCAGAUCAAUCCGCCGUUCAUCAGAGUCCGGCGAGCGGACAUUCUGUGGGACUUGCUGCCGCCUGCUGUACCUUUCUGGGAGCCCCUCGGGCUUUCGCCCUGUAGUUCGGGCAAGAAUGUGGUGGGUUUCUGCGUCUAUCCCCACAGCGGUUCCUUGAGGCCUUGUGUGGAGAAUUUCUUGCUCAAUGUUCAACUGGCAUAUGACAACUGCAGACUUGGCAAUCACACACGGGUCGAGACUGUCCCCGAAUACGAAGGAGGUCUCGUUCCGUGUCAGCUAAGCACGUUGGACUCUCCACGUGCUGCGUUCAAGGCGCUGCGUGACACUUGCAUUCAGCUUGGCAACCUCCUCGCGGCGAAGCAUGCUCAAAUGCGGGACAAGGACUCCAAGAUUGAUGCGUUUGUGAUCUACAUGGUAGAUCCAUUUGAGAAGCCAUCUUCUAUCUGGGAACUGUGUUCAGCUUUCUGGACACUUUUCCAAGCAUACGGUCAAGGGCCACCGGGCCGCCCCGAUCAGAUCCAGAAGCCAGAUCUCGUGCUUCAGCUCGUGCCCAUAAAGUAUGUCGCUUCGUUCGAGGCUCCAGUCAUCUUAGACUCGAGCACUUAUGCUACACUCGCUCGGGAGGUGUACGACCGCUGCCCACCGAGCGCUCCCAGCGAAGACAAGACCCCUCUUAGCAUCUAUACUGCGCCAGCUUUCCAACUCGAGGAGCCCAUACCUCGUAGCAUCCCGUUUAAGCUGAAUGCAGAGCCUCCACAGGAUCUACUCCAUGAGAAUUCAUACAUCCAUCUCGGCUACGCCAUGAGUCUUGAUGGUACGUGGAUCACUGCAGCGUGGACCGACAUCUGCGGGAAGUCUCAAGCCGUUGUCUCAUACAAUCUCGGUACGCGCAUGUUUGGAGAGGUGGCGAAAGAGAUAUGGCACACCACAAUCGAGAUUCUGCAGUCGCGAAGGGUGACCUGGCGCGUCUGCAUUACCAAAGCCGGAGUCAUGGAUAGAGAGGAGAUGGAGGCAUGGGUCUUCCUCGUCUCUUGCCCGACCCAGCUCAACCUGUUUGUGACAUUGCUUGCGGUGGACACUGAGCCGCCCUUGAAGUUUACACCUCCGAUGCCUCCCACGAAUGCCGCCAACGCAUCGACAGCAAAUCCAUCAUCAACCACGCCCGUCUCCACUCCACAAGCUGGCGUCUCACCCGAGCACGGCCUCACUCCCGCAGCAACGCCCUCCGCAGACAACGCUGUCGACCCCACCACCGAUCCCGAAGCUAGACUAGUCGACAGCACUGACGAAACAUGGGGCAUCAUUCUCGCCCACCGCCUUCACAACUCUAACUCAACCAACGAAUUCCGCCCCGCCCUAAUAAGUGGGCUCCUUGUUAAACGCGGCCUCACCUGUAUACCGAUCACAACGCCUUCUGGUAUACCAUUCACUCCCGACCCCGAGCGCGGCCCUAUCAUCGUCACCGUCAACAUGCUCUGGAUGGGCGCCAUAAACCCAACUCGCGCCGCCACUUCCCCAUUCCCACCAACCGCCAGCGCAGGGGAUGGCAUUAGCCCAGGUGGCGCUGGACCGGGACCGCAGGAACGGAGCUAUAGUAGUUUGACGUGGACGCCGACCGUGCAGACAAGGGCUGCGGCGGAGAAUCUUAUGAAGGAGGUGCUGGGGCAAUUCAGGGGGUUGGGGUUGCUUGCGCGGUUGAAGGGGAUGCGAGGGACGAGGCAUGGGACGGUGCCGUGGCACGUCGCGGCUGCCACGAGAGGAGUUAAGGGCUUGGGGAAAUGUGUUCCCUCGUAG